Messenger RNA from Bradysia coprophila, 1386 nucleotides. Its product is annotated as tigger transposable element-derived protein 1-like. NCBI's taxonomy places the organism in Eukaryota, Metazoa, Arthropoda, Insecta, Diptera, Sciaridae. The record is from RefSeq and is a predicted model, not a curated record.
AUGCGAUACCCGAAAUAUGCGUUUUUCCUUCAGUGCGAUAACAAUUUUAGUCCCGUAAGAGGCAUCGGCAAGUUCGAGGACAAGAUCAGAACGUCAGUCAGUGCUGGUGCAACUAUAAGUUUGAGCAAAACAUCUCACGCGCGUAAUCCGUUGUUUGAAAAAAUGGAGAGACUGCUGAACAUUUGGAUUGAAGAUAAGAAUCAGAAGAACAUGCCAUUGAAUGGAGAGUGCAUACGCAUGAAAGCCAAACGGAUUUACGACCACAUUUCACAAUUCUCAGUGGCUAUUCCCGAAUUUUCAGCGAGCAAAGGAUGGCUGGACAAUUUCAAAAAGCGAUUUGCGUUGCAUAAUAUAUGUCUCACCGGUGAAGCCGCGUCUGCCGAUGAGGAGAGCGGAUAUAACGACCAUCAAAUAUUCAACGCUGACGAAACCGGAUUGUUUUGGAAAAAGAUGCCGAAACGGACCUAUGUGGCGAAGACAGAAAAAAGGGCUCCAGGUUUCAAAGUCGCUAAAGAUCGACUGUCCUUACUAUUCUGCAGCAAUAAAUCGGGUGACCUGAUGACAAAGCCAUUAGCAAUUCAUAAGUCUCUCAAUCCACGAGCAUUCAAGAAUGCAGACAAGCAGAAGUUUCCUGUAUUUUGGAGAGCGAACAAGAAGGCAUGGAUGACGGCAGCUUUAUUUCGAGAGUGGUUUACCGACAUGUUUGUUCCAGAGGUCAAGCAAUACCUAAAGAAGAAAAACUUGAGUUUCAAAGUUUUGCUCCUCAUUGACAACGCCACAUGUCACCUUGAGGAUCUUAGCCAUCCGAAUGUAAAAGUAGUCUUCCUACCGGCUAAUACGACCUCAAUAAUUCAACCCAUGGAUCAAGGAAUCAUUGCUACAUUUAAAGCAUUGAUGCUGCUGUACACUUUCGAAUGGUUACUCGGAGAGCUCGACUCUGACAGCAACAACACCGUCUCGGAGAUAUGGAAAAAAUACACAAUGGUUGACUGCCUGGAUUUUAUUCGACGAUCACUACAAUCAAUUCAAAAAGAAACUCUGGCCGGCUGCUGGAAAAACAUUUGUCCGGUGAAAACAAUCGAAAUCGAGAUCGUGGACGAACAGCGAGACCUCUCCCAAAUCAUGACAACAUCUGCGAUUAAAAAUAUUCUCGAACUAUCGGACCAAUUACGAAAAUGUGCGUUGGAUUGCGAUGACAACCUGGAACGAAGUGCUAAAUUCGAACGCGAAUUAUCCAACAUUAUGGCGCUUUACCACGAGCUGAAAAAGACAUUUGAUCGUCUUAACGAACAGCUAAUUCAUGUAGACGAGCACUUCUUUGAUCAUUUGCUAACGACAACGGACGACCACGAUGAAGAAGUCGAAUCGUCAUCCUCAAAACAAUAA